AUUCCAUACUUUGACUAUUCCCACUCUGUCCCUCUCCUCCAUUUUUCUCUCUCGCCGACCAACUGAAAAUUCCCAAAUCAAAUUCAAAUCACAGACUGCUUUAUAUCUGCUAAUUACUUAACCUAAAAUCACAGCACAGUUUACGAGUUCAAGAAUUAUGGACAAAUUGAAGCUAUCUCAAUGGGGCGAGAGGUUGAAGAUAGGUGGAACUCAAAUGAGCCGAAUGGUAAGCGAUAAGGUGAAGGAUUUACUGCAAACUCCGACGCCGGAGUCGAAGAUCGUCGACGAGGCGACGUCGGAGAUGUUGGAGGAGCCGAAUUGGGGUAUGAAUCUGAGGAUUUGUGCAAUGAUAAAUAGCGAAGAGUAUAACGGGACGGAGAUUGUUAGGGCUAUUAAGCGAAAGAUUUCGGGGAAAAACUCGGCUAGCUUAAGGUUGAGUCUGGAAUUGUUGGAGACGUGUAGUAUGAAUUGUGAGAAAGUGUUUUCUGAAGUGGCGUCUGAGAAGGUGUUGGAUGAGAUGGUUAAGAUGAUUGAGAAUCCGGAAGUUGAUGAUGGGAUUAGAGAUAGGGGUUUGCAGUUGAUUAGAGGUUGGGGUCAGUCUCAGGAUCUUGAGUAUUUGCCCGUUUUUCGACAGACUUAUAUGAGUUUGGAAGGCCGAAGUCUGCCUCGAUCAGUAGAAGAUGGGGAUUCACCUCCCAUGCAACAUACUCUGGAGUCAUUUAUUCAUCAGCAACCAAUGCCUCCUCCAGGAAGUUAUCCUAUUCCUGAAACAGAUUUUGAUGUUGAAAACCAUACUACUUUGGGAUAUAAUCAGGGGAUCGAAUCAGUUGAAGAAAAGAAUGAAUGUCUUGUGACUACCCGUAACAGCCUUGAACUUCUUUCUAGCAUUUUGAAUGCUGACACUGAACCAAAACCCAUUAAAGAGGAUCUGACAGUGAGCUUAUUCGAGAAAUGCAAGAAUUCCCAGCCUAUGAUACAGAGGAUAAUACAAAGCACUACAGAUGACGAGGCAAUGUUAUUUGAGGCACUCAAUAUCAAUGAUGAGCUUCAACAGGUUAUCUCUCGAUAUGAGGAGCUAGAAGCGGGUCCAAAAUCUGGAGACCAGCUCCCUGUGAGUUAUGAUAACACCAAGGAGUCGGAAGCUGGUCUAAAAUUUGGAGAACAGCUUCCUGAGAGUUCCGAUAGCACCAGGGAGCUGGAAGCAGGUCUAAAAUCUAAAGAGGAGCUCCCUGAGAGCUCUGAUAACACCAGGGAGCUGGAAGCUGGUCUAAAAUCCGAAAAGCAACUUCCUGAGAGUUCUGAUAACACCAAGGAUAAUUUGCCUGUGCAGGUCGAACAUAGCAGUGACGGAAAGAAGACAUCAGAUUGACCAGAAAACGGAUAGUAGGAAUGACCUAGCAGCAAUAAGAUAAACGGUGAAUGAAAUAUCAGGAUUUGGAGGGUUAAAGAUGCAGGUUAUUUUACAUGCAUAUUAUGUAGUACUUUUCUUGAUUCCCGAGUCUGCUCGUACUGAUCCGUCUCCCUUCUUGCGAUGUAUUGAUAAAUUAAUAAUUAGGCUAUUGUAAUUAGAUUGAGUUUUUUUGUAAGAUUUUACCGUACUUCCAGUUCGCUUAUCAGCCAGUGAGUUUACUUGUAUGAAUUAUAUGUUCUAAUGGUUGAAUCAUUUUGCUUUUCUGAUA
Mercurialis annua (annual mercury) is the source of this 1679-nucleotide messenger RNA. Its product is annotated as TOM1-like protein 2. The coding region runs from base 158 to 1369 and encodes 403 amino acids. The record is from RefSeq and is a predicted model, not a curated record. Gene Ontology annotation, biological process: protein transport to vacuole involved in ubiquitin-dependent protein catabolic process via the multivesicular body sorting pathway. Gene Ontology annotation, molecular function: ubiquitin binding; phosphatidylinositol binding. The transcript has 4 exons. Lineage: Eukaryota; Viridiplantae; Streptophyta; Magnoliopsida; Malpighiales; Euphorbiaceae.